This is a messenger RNA of Sapajus apella (tufted capuchin), 7301 nucleotides long. RefSeq names its product ecotropic viral integration site 5 (gene EVI5). The record is from RefSeq and is a predicted model, not a curated record. The transcript is spliced from 18 exons. Bases 5 to 2437 code for a protein of 810 amino acids. NCBI's taxonomy places the organism in Eukaryota, Metazoa, Chordata, Mammalia, Primates, Cebidae.
UAUCAUGGUUACCACCAAAAUGACUGCUGCCUUUAGAAACCCUAGUGGAAAACAGGUGGCGACAGACAAGGUUGCAGAAAAGCUGAGCUCUACUCUCUCAUGGGUGAAGAACACAGUAUCGCAUACAGUCAGUCAGAUGGCCAGUCAGGUGGCAAGUCCAUCUGCUUCAUUACAUACCACAUCCUCAUCUACCACAUUAUCAACACCAGCCCUUUCGCCAUCUUCCCCAUCACAGUUGAGUCCAGACGACUUAGAACUCCUGGCUAAACUGGAAGAACAGAAUAGAUUGUUAGAAACGGAUAGUAAAUCUUUAAGAUCUGUAAAUGGGUCAAGAAGAAACAGUGGCUCUUCUCUUGUGUCGAGUUCAUCAGCCUCUAGCAACCUCAGUCACCUUGAAGAAGAUUCUUGGAUUCUUUGGGGAAGAAUUGUUAAUGAAUGGGAAGAUGUACGCAAAAAAAAGGAAAAACAAGUUAAGGAACUUGUCCGUAAAGGGAUACCUCAUCACUUUAGAGCAAUAGUUUGGCAACUUUUAUGCAGUGCACAAAGUAUGCCGAUUAAGGAUCAGUAUUCAGAACUACUGAAAAUGACCUCACCUUGUGAAAAAUUGAUCCGAAGGGACAUUGCUAGAACUUAUCCUGAGCACAAUUUUUUUAAGGAAAAAGAUAGCCUUGGACAGGAGGUUUUAUUUAAUGUAAUGAAGGCUUAUUCUUUAGUGGAUCGUGAGGUUGGUUACUGUCAAGGAAGUGCUUUUAUAGUUGGAUUGUUGCUUAUGCAGAUGCCAGAAGAAGAAGCUUUCUGUGUAUUUGUUAAAUUAAUGCAAGACUAUAGACUUCGUGAACUUUUUAAACCAAGUAUGGCAGAAUUGGGCCUUUGUAUGUACCAGUUUGAAUGUAUGAUACAGGAGCAUCUUCCAGAGCUCUUUGUACAUUUUCAAUCUCAGAGUUUUCAUACCUCAAUGUAUGCAUCAUCCUGGUUUCUGACUAUCUUUCUUACAACUUUUCCACUACCAAUUGCAACAAGAAUAUUUGAUAUCUUUAUGUCUGAGGGUUUAGAAAUAGUGUUUCGGGUAGGAUUAGCACUUCUUCAAAUGAAUCAGGCAGAACUGAUGCAACUUGACAUGGAAGGGAUGUUACAGCACUUUCAAAAGGUCAUUCCACAUCAGUUUGAUGGAGUCCCAGACAAGUUAAUCCAAGCAGCUUACCAAGUCAAAUACAACUCAAAAAAAAUGAAAAAGCUUGAAAAGGAAUACACUACAAUAAAAACAAAAGAAAUGGAAGAGCAAGUUGAAAUUAAAAGGUUACGCACAGAAAAUAGACUUUUAAAACAGCGCAUCGAGACAUUAGAAAAACAUAAAUGCAGUUCCAACUACAAUGAAGAUUUUGUGCUACAGCUAGAGAAGGAAUUAGUUCAAGCCCGACUGAGUGAAGCUGAGUCUCAGUGUGCACUAAAAGAGAUGCAGGAUAAAGUCUUGGAUAUAGAGAAGAGAAAUAACUCCCUUCCUGAUGAGAAUAAUAUUGCAAGGCUUCAGGAAGAGCUAAUUGCUGUGAAACUGAGAGAAGCAGAAGCCAUUAUGGGUUUGAAAGAACUUAGACAGCAAGUCAAAGAUUUAGAGGAACACUGGCAGCGCCACUUAGCUCGUACUACUGGGAGAUGGAAAGACCCACCUAAGAAAAAUGCUAUGAAUGAGUUACAAGAUGAACUGAUGACCAUUCGACUUAGAGAAGCUGAAACACAGGCAGAAAUAAGAGAAAUAAAACAAAGGAUGAUGGAAAUGGAAACACAGAACCAGAUCAAUAGUAACCAUCUUCGAAGAGCAGAACAAGAGGUGGUUAGCCUACAGGAGAAAGUGCAGUAUCUUUCCGCACAGAACAAAGGACUCCUUACUCAAUUAAGUGAAGCAAAGCGCAAACAAGCAGAGAUCGAAUGCAAGAACAAGGAAGAAGUGAUGGCUGUGAGGCUUCGGGAAGCAGAUAGCAUAGCUGCCGUGGCUGAACUACAACAACACAUUGCUGAGCUGGAAAUCCAGAAAGAAGAAGGAAAGUUUCAAGGACAGCUUAACAAGUCUGAUUCUAACCAGUAUAUUAGGGAACUGAAAGAUCAGAUAGCAGAGCUGAAUCAUGAGCUCAGGUGCCUAAAAGGCCAGAGGGGUUUCUCAGGCCAACCUCCUUUUGAUGGAAUCCACAUUGUCAACCAUUUAAUAGGAGAUGAUGAAUCAUUCCAUUCCUCUGAUGAAGAUUUUAUAGAUAAUCCCUUACGGGAAACUGGUGUUGGUUUUCCUUUGCAUGGAAAAUCUGACUCGAUGUCUUUGGACCCUGCAGUGGCAGAUGGUAGUGCGAGCGAAACAGACGACAGUGUGCUGGAAACCAGAGAGAGCAAUCGAGUGGUUCAAAAGGAGUACCCCCCGAGAAGAAAAGAGUCGUAUUCAACCACUGUCUGACCAUCACUGUGACCUAGACUAUGGAUUUCUUUAAGGGAUCAGUUAUCAUGUGAUUAGGGAUUUUUGGAACUGUUUCAUAUGUACAGAUAUAUAUACAUAUAUAUUAUAUUUUACAGUCUUAUCUGCCUUUUUAUCUUUGCCAAAUCUUUACCACUGAUUUACUAUUGCCAUAAAGUAGACUGGUAUAUGGUUAAUGUGUAAAACAACAUUCUAACAGUAUUACUGAAUAUUAAUGUUUCUUGUUUAGAAAAUGCAACUAUAUAUGUGGGAACCAUUUUGAAGUUCAAAACUAUGGAAAAUUGAAUUUUCUUCAGACAAAACUGCUCUUGUGCAAUAUUUUAUGCUCAGUGAGCAAAUUGUAUAUUUAUGUUUAUCAAUUUGUUCUCAAGGUGGCUGUCUAUAGACAUUUGACCAAGACAUACAUCUGUUCUACCUUGUGUUUUGUUUUCUGUUGUUGUUGUUGUUUUCUAAAAUAGAGAUUCACUCUGUCACCCCAGCUGAAGUGCUGUGGUGUGAUCUCAGCCCACUGUAACCUCCACCUCCCAGGUUGAAGCAAUUCUCCUGCCUCAGCCUCCUGAGUAGCUGGGAGUACAGGUGCACACCACCAUGCCCAGCUAAUUUUUUGUAUUUUUAACAGAGACAGGGUUUUGCCAUGUUGGCCGGGCUGGUCUCGAACUCCUGACUUCAUGUGAUCCACCCACCUCAGCCUCCCAAAGUACAGGGAUUACAGGUGAGCCACCACACCCAGCCUACCUUUUUUGUGUCUGGGAGGUUUUGUUUUUGUUUUUGUUUCUUUCUUCCAUGGAAAUUACUGGUGGGCCACUGAACACAACCACACACAAAGCCUUUAUUCUGUCUAAUUUCAUAAACACAAAUUUGUGGUUAUCUGUUUUGAGAGUUUUAAGUUUGGUUUUAAUGUUUAACUUUUAUGUGCAUAUGAUGCUUCCAUGUGUUGGUUACCAGAGUAGUAGCUUAACUACAGACAUAAUGUUUAUUUGUACGUAUUUAUAAAUCUGUACCACCUAACAUUGAACAUCAUUUUAUAGGAAGAACAUAUAUGUUGCAAAAUGACUCUUUUGGCAUCUAACAGGACUUCUAUAAAUCAUAGGUUAAAAGAAAAUUGAAAAAUAAAACACUAAUAUUUUAAGAGCUUUAGUAUUUUGCUUAGCAUUCAACACUAGCAGAUUCAUAACUGAUGCCUGUUCAAAAACACUAUUGGUGAAAUCUUGUACUUCAUGUGUAUGUAACUAAAUUUUUCAUGAUUGAAGUUAUAGCACAUAUUAGUGCUAAUAUUUUAAUGUAAUUUAAGCAAUGGGCUAAGGUCCAAGAAACAUAGCAGUUAAUAUCUACAAAUAAUCUAUGAACAUGAUUUUCAGAUUAUCUAGUUUUUGUUCUAUAGAUAAAGCCAUAAGAAUCCUUUCCUACCAGUUUUUUCUUUAUCAUUUAGAUAUUGUUUCCUAGAAAACAGGAUGCCUGUCAUUGAUAAAUUAGAGAAAGCACCCAAAUUACACUUGUACUACGGAAAGACGACAUGAAAAUGUUGACUGGAUACGUUCUACUCUCAUUUUUGUUAGCCUGUGGAAAAAAACACUUUGUUAACCUAUAGAAAAAAGCAGCCUUGGAAGAGAAAAGUAGAAUUCAGUAUGUAUGGAGGCACAGUUUUGCACAGUAUGUUGCAUGCCAAAAAAAAACCUUAUGAAAUAGAGUAGAAGAGACAAACGUAGUUUUCUGUCAGAAACUAGGAGUUAAGACUUCAGGUACAUUGUGCACUAGGCUUUCCAGCAAAGUUUUUGUAGCAGUUUGCUUGCCUGAGAAAUGAAAUUGUAAACAUGCCCCCGUGUCUGUCCUUAACACCAGGCUAAAUCCUGGUGGUUAAUUAAUUACCUGUGGUUACAAGCUAGUAAGUAGCAGAGCCAAGAUUUUUUUUUUAGGGGUCUCACUGUGUUGUCCAGGCUGGUCUUGAACUUCUGGCCUCAAGCAGUCCUCUUGCCUCAGUCUCCCAAAGUGUGGGGAUUACAGGUGUGAGUUACUGUGCCUAGCGAGGGCCAAGAUUUUAACCUUGAUUUCCCUGACACCAAAGUUUUUGAAAAGGUUCAGCUGAAGAAUUUCUCAAUUCCCUGUUUUGUUUUUGUUUUUGUUCUGUUUUGUUUUGAGACGAAGUCUCACUCUGUUGCCCAGGCUGGAGUGCAGUGGCACAGUCUUGGCUUACUGCAACCUCCGCCUCCCAAGUUCAAGCGAUUCUCCUGCUUCAGCCUCCCAAGUAGCUGAGACUACUGGUGCACACCACCACAGCUAGCUGAUUUUUGUAUUUUUAGUAGAGAUGGAGUUUCACUAUGUUGGACAGGCUGGUCUCAAACUUCUGACCUCAGGUGAUCCACCCACCUUGGCCUCCCAAAUUGCUGCAAUUACAGGCAUGAGACACCAUGCCUGGCAAUUCCCUGCUUUUUUGACAAAGUAAUUUAAAUAGAUAUGAUUUAAAUGUUUCCUGAAUAUAUAUACAGAUAAAUAUAUGAGUAUCAAUACAUAUAAGCUCUACACAACUUAGGAGUGUAGAUACUUACUUGCAGGAUUGUUUCGUGCUUUGGUGAUUGUCUUUCGUAGUUCUGUCAGUCUGAAAGGAUAUCAAUGCCAAAGCGAAGUGAGAUGAUAUGUGGCCACAUUAUUGCCUUGACCCUCACAUCAAGAAAUCUGAAUGAUCUAGACCAGGGGUUAGCAAACUGCAGCCUACAAGCUAUUCCAGUCAGCUGCCAGUUUUUACUUUUUUAAAUAGUUGGGGGAAAAAUUCCAAAAGCUAGUAUUUUGUGUCACAUGAAAAUUAUAUGAAAUUUGAAUUGCAGUGUCCAUAAGUAAAGUUUUACUGGGGCACACCCAUGCUCACCUGUUUACAUAUUGUGUAUGGCUGCUUUGUGCUACAGUAGCAGAGUUGAGUCAUUGCAAGGGACACCAUAUGGCCCAGGUAGCCUAAAAUAUUUACUAUCUGAUCCUUUACAGAAAAAGUUUGCUAACCUUUGAUACAGAUACUCUGAAAUGCAGGUUUACUUCUUCAGUUUGACUCAUUGGUAGGUCAGACUGUUUGCUUUUGCUUUUAAGCUUAUGAUUUGGAAACGUAAAACUUUGUGAUGGAUCUUAUACUGAGAACUAUUCAAAAGGGAAAACGUGCCAGGCAUUUUAUAUGAUGAAGUCUUUUAUUCCAUAGAAAAUUAUAGGAAGAUAUCUGUGUCUUUGGAGAAGGAGAAAGGAAAAAAUUCCAGAAUCCUAUCACUGUUCUUUAAAGCAUUCAUCACGGACCUUUAGGGUAUGCUUUAUUGAGUAAAGGUUAUAACUUGACUUUAAAAUUAGGAAUUUUCUAGAAUCAUGUAAUUCUAAACUAUGUACCAUUUCUGAUUAGGAAUUAGGUGUUAAAGGAAUCAUGGUAAGGAAAGCUUAAUCUGUUGAAACUCUUGUAAUUUGGACAACAAAAAAACUAGAAAUAACACUCUUUUCAUUGAAGACCUGAUUCAAAUACACCUUUGAAGAGCUUAAAAUCUUCCAGGCCUUUAGGAUACAAUAGGAUAUUAUGCCCUGGUUUGACUUCAUUUCAUUCAAAUUAAUGUAAGUAUGUUGUUCAAGACUUUGAGGCAUGAACAGUGUUUUCUUGAUAAAUUUUAUUUAAUCCCUGACAUUUUGUGUUAUUUAAAUGUUAUUAAGUUAAACACUUAGAGCUGAGUAAUAUUCAGGGGGGAAAAGUGAAUGAAAUGACUCAUAAUAAGAAAGCUUGCUCCCUUGGGAUAAUUACCUUCCUGGUGUCAUUGCCAUCCUGGAUUGACAAGCUGGGGUAAAGGAUACAAGUUAUAUGAAUAAAAUGGAAAUUGCAUUGAAUUAAUGAAACACACUUUUAGAUCAAGAAAACACUUCAACUGCCUUUUUAAAAACUGGCACACUCUUGUAGUCCCAGCUACUCAAGAGGCUGAGGCAGGAGGAUCAUGAGAGUACAGGAGUUUGGGGCUAUAGUGUGUAAUUAUCACACCUGUGAAUGAAUAACCACUGCACUCCGAUCUGAGCAACAUGGCAAGACCCUCUUUAAAAAAAGAAAAAAAGAAAAAAACUUUUUUUUUCUUCCUGGGAAAAGAAGUCAAAGAUGUAACUUUACACAAUUUCUAUGCCCACCGUCUUUUUUUGUUCUUUUGUUUUUGGCUAGAUACUAGGUACCCAGUGUUUGCUGAGAUGUCAAGUUUCAACUAAUCGGCCAGUUAUUUGGGAAGGAGAAGAACUUUUUCUCAGCUCUGAACGUGAUGCAGCUUGUUAACUCUCCAGAUAGUGCCUUUGAUUGAAAAUAAGGUCUACACCUUUUUAAGUAUAUUAUUUCUGAUAUCAUAAGAAAUAAUUUGGUUCCUUAUUCACAUUUAUCUUUUAUAUAAUGCACUGUAAUAUUCAGGUUUAAACUAAAAUAAGUAUAUGAAUUAUAUUUUGAUAAAGCUGUUUCGUGACCAGCUUGAUUAAAGUAUAUUAACAUACCAGACAUUGACAGUGAACAUUUCAUGCAAUCAGUUAUUAUUAAAACAAUGAGUUUUAGCUUGAAAGUUAUUGCUGCUCUAUAAUUAACAAAACUAAGUUUUAAAAAUUUAAUUCUACUGAAAUUUAAUUUCUGGUUAAAGGCAUAGUGGAUGCUAUUUGUGCUCCAAGUUUUUAUAUCACAUUCACUGAUCUGCCUAUCCCUUCUUUUCACUCCAAAGAGGAGAUGACAGAAUAAUACAUUCAAUAUAUUGCCAGGAAGCAAAAUUAUGACGUGUUUUAUUUUACUGUUGGGAUUUUUUAUUGUAUGAUAACCUGAAAUGUUUACUUGUGCCUUUGCUUUAAAUAAUUAAAGUUUUCCAUUUUAUAAGAA